This is a messenger RNA of Perkinsus marinus ATCC 50983, 1050 nucleotides long. RefSeq lists its product as hypothetical. The annotation marks the transcript as partial. The transcript has 10 exons. The record is from RefSeq and is a predicted model, not a curated record. NCBI's taxonomy places the organism in Eukaryota, Perkinsozoa, Perkinsida, Perkinsidae.
GCUCGGGACCCAUCGUUGGACAAGUGCCCCCUGUUGAUUGCACUAGCUGAUUUCCAUCAUACGGUGACUGCUAUGGCCUUAGCUGAAUCACCAUCCAACAUUGUGGAGGAUGUCAUGAAGGAAGACGCGGAGCAUAGCGCCCAACAGGCAGAGGUCUACAGUCUUUUGGUGAUCUCUACCGAUUUACUUGAGAAGGCCUGGAGCUUCGGCCUUGAGCAACACUCGACAUUGACCGGUGCUGGGGGUGCUAGUGACGAUGGUCUGCUCAUGAUGCUCACUCGAUGUGGCCUUACCUCACAGUGCCUCGAGGUGUUGUCUGUGUCCACUGUUGCUCGGGAUAGCGCGGUGACAUACACCAACAAAGACGGUGAGGGUCUGCUCCACAUAGCGGCCUCGGCUAUCGACUUCCAAGUAUGCGAUAGUGCAGUCGACCUCGGGGCUAAUGUGACAACCAAGGAUGGCAAAGGGCACACUGCUAUCAUGAGAGCUCGCAACUCUGGGGCUUCCUUUCCUACCAACCAUUACCUAGCAUGCCAUCUUGCACUGAAGGCUUCAGAUCUAUAUGCUGUUGUGGAUGCCGUGGAAGGAGCCUGGCUGGCUCGUCUGACUCCUCCGUACACUAGUGCGCCUUCCCCUAUAGUUCUUGCUGCUGUUCAAACGUUGGUGACCAAGUUGACGCAGAAGCUACAAGAGGCACUAGCGAAGGAGGAUGUCUCCCAGCUGGAGGAGUCGAUCGAGCUCGUGAAGUACAGCAGGAUUCAAGGUAUGCCUGAUGAGGCCCGAGCUAUCUGCACGAUGUCAAGAUUGAAGCUUAUUCGAGGAGUGGAGGCUGCCAACGAGCUGGAACUGAAGCAAGCCAUUAUCAAUGCCAAACAGUACAAGGUGUCUGCUGUACUCAGCGAGGAACUUGCAUCGGCCGAGGUUGCCCUCAAGGGUGUGGUCCAGCAGAAGGCUGUGACCAGGGCUACCGAGGACCUCCAGAGGGCUCUUGACUGCGGAGAUCCCCACCAGCUAUGUCGAGCCGUUGUGGAGUACACGAUGUUUCUAUGA